Molecule: messenger RNA, 3366 nt
Organism: Aspergillus glaucus CBS 516.65
Lineage: Eukaryota; Fungi; Ascomycota; Eurotiomycetes; Eurotiales; Aspergillaceae
Product: DUF3591 domain-containing protein
Exons: 4
Coding region: 1-3366 (1121 amino acids)
Biological process (GO): transcription by RNA polymerase II; RNA polymerase II preinitiation complex assembly
Cellular component (GO): transcription factor TFIID complex
Molecular function (GO): TBP-class protein binding; histone acetyltransferase activity; RNA polymerase II general transcription initiation factor binding
Source: RefSeq, a predicted model, not a curated record
AUGCCUCACGCUACCGAGACAGGGGCCCCCGAGGUCGAGGAUUCCGACUUCGAUAAUGUCAUGCGACAGAUGAACGGUCCCAUGGAGGGGAACAUUUCUUUCGACUUCUUAUCCCGAGAGCUGGAUCCCGGCGAGAAAGCAGACGACGCGGUCGACUACGAAGAUAUCGAAGAUGACGAUGACCUCCCCGAAGAAGAAGCCGUGCAUAUUCGAGCCCCGGCAGGAAAUGGUGUCGCUGUAGAGGAUGACGAGAUGAAAGAUAUGUUUGGUGGAGGUGAAGAGGAGGAUCUUUUUGGUGAUGGGGGAGAAGAGCAGCCGGAACGGGCACCAGAGGAUGAUUUGAAUGACCUUUUUGGUGAAGAGCCUUCUGACCAGGUCGAUGCGACACGAGAUUUGUUUUUCGAUGAGGAGGAACACCAACAGCCAGCACCGUCCGCCGUGCCAGAGCAGCCUGCCCAACCCCCGCCUCCCGAGCCUCAGCCUGUCGUGAUGGAAGAAGUAAAACAGGAGGAAUAUGAUGAAAUGGAAAUACCGGAAGAUGAACCCCCCAGCGUCGAAGACAUGGAUCCAGCAUCGCUUCGCGCAUGGAAGCUUCAGCAAGCUCUGUUCGCCAUGUCGUCCACCCUCGGUCCUGAUAACCCGCCAGCUCCGCCUGAGAACUCUGAAGAACUCCUGCAUUCGCUAUUUCCUGGCUUCGACCGCCAUACACUACCCCGAUUUCUGGAACUCAUCCCCCACAAGAAGGCUUAUUUCGUCGGGAAACUGCCUCUUAAACCGCCAAGGCCUGUUCUGCCGACCAAAGUCAACCUCGAACUUGCCCAGGAUCAGGAAAGAGCUUUCAAAUCAGCUGGACAUGGUUUCAAGCGCACACUUGACGCUGAGCAUAUGGGGCUCGUACCUGUUACUGAGUCUCCACAGGACGAGGAGGAGGAGGAGGAAGAAGAGGAUAUCCGAGAGGACCUGGAGCACGACGUGGACCCAUCCGAAGUACUUCCCGGGGGGGUCAGUAUGCAGGACCUCAGAGUGAUCUGCACAGACUGGGAUACCAAAGAUGAUGAUUCUGUGAUGGACAUUGAUCUUCCAAUCGAGGAACCGGAGCAGCCUGUUGACGAGGACGACUGGCUCGUAGAGACCAUUCAGCCUACGAAGAAACGCAAGGUCGGGAAAGACCCGUUGGAUUUCAUCGCUCUAUCUCACAUUGACUUCCCGCUGCUCGAUGACCCUGAAAAAGCAACUUCGCGGGUUGCUCAGAAGGUUACUGUCGACAUGAACGAUCCUUACAUACUCCUCGACGAGCGUGGGCCAGAAUCUGCGGCACAGAAGCCCAAGGCCUUGGGAGCCAUUCAAGGAGAAGAGGUCGAUGCCAAUGUUACUCGACGCUUCAACCAGCGCUACAACAUCUCGAACGAUCAAGCGUACGACAUGCUCAAACAGAAUCACCAGAACAAGAUCCGGAGCACCUUGGGCAAUUUCACCCUCGAGCACAGUAUGCCAGCGUUGCGCUUACAGUGGCCUUACUACAGAACCGAGCUUGCUAAAGCAGAAGCACGAUCGUUCCACCGUCCAGCCUUGUCUUUCCGACCUGGUCAAACAUCCUGGUUCAAGAACCCUGCGCACGUCAAGAGGAAGCACAUCAAGGGCAAGGAUCCCAGGGGUAUCUUCGAUUCUACAAAAGCUCUGUCGCUGGCCGACAACUCGAACGCCAUGCUGGUCGAAUAUUCGGAAGAAGCGCCUCUCAUGCUGUCGAAUUUUGGAAUGUCCAACCGCUUCGUCAAUUAUUACCGACGGAAAAACGCAGAGGACGACUCACGUCCAAGAGAGCGUUUGGGUGAAACCGUCGUUCUGUUGCCCCAGGAUAAAAGCCCGUUCUUCAUUUUCGGACAUGUUGAUCCUGGCGAGGUUACCCCGACGAUUUCGAAUACGAUGUACCGGUCCCCGGUGUUCUCGCAUUCGGCCAAAUCAACCGACUUCUUGGUGAUCCGCAGCAGUACUGGCUCCGGCGGUAGUGACUAUUUCCUCCGAAAUAUCGAGAAUCUCUACGUUGCCGGACAACAGUUCCCCUGCACGGACAUCCCCGGCCCGCACUCACGCAAAGUCACCACCGUCGCCAAGAACCGCAUGAAGAUGCUUGUCUACCGAUUGCUAAAGAAAAGCCCCGACCUGCGACUUUCCAUCAGCGACGUUACCGCGCAUAUCCCAGGUACCAGCGACAUGCAGAACCGCCAAAAAGUCAAGGACUUCUUACAACACGACAAAGACUCAAAAUACUGGGUACCCCUAGAACCAAUCCCCGACUCCGACGCGAUCCGCUCCUGGGUCCAACCCGAAGACGUCUGUCUGCUAGAAUCCAUGCAAGUCGGCCAACAACACCUCCACGACACAGGCUACGGCAACGACGCCGAAACUGGCGGCGGCGGCGACGAAGAAGACGAAGAAAGCGAAUCCUUCGAACAACAAAUGGCCCCCUGGAAAGCAUCCCGCAACUUCCUCCUCGCAUCGCAGGGCAAAGCCAUGCUAAAACUCCACGGCGAAGGCGACCCCACCGGCCGCGGCGAGGGCUUCAGUUUCGUCAAGACCUCGAUGAAGGGCGGCUUCAAGGCCGUCGGCGAAAGUGUCGAAGACAAACUUGACGCGCAGCGCCUCAAAGAACUAGGAGGCCAUAGCUACAACGUCGCCAGACAGCAAAGAUCCUACGAAACAUCCAUCCGCCGCAUCUGGGAUUCUCAAAAAGCAAGUCUGUCCUCGACAGCCGAACACUCGGAGGGGGAAAGCGACAUCGACAACGAAGAGGAAGAGUUUGGGAAAACACCGCGCUCGGAAGCACCUACACCCGGACCCGCACGUCGGGACGACGAAACAACAUCCCAGUUUAGUAAGAUGAGCAUGGGCAUGGGUGAUCAGAAGGGCAAGGUGCUGCGUAUUGUACGACAUUUCAGAGACGAGAAUGGCCAGAUUGUUCCCAAGGAGACGCUUGUUUGGGAUCCAAGGGUUAUCAAGCAGUAUAUGCAACAUCGAUUCCAGCAGGAAGCUGUGACCACGAAACUCGAAUCCCUCCAACCAACCGGCGAUCCCGAAAUCGACGCCCGAAACAAAAGACUCCUCGAAGCCGAACUAAGCCGCCUAAACCGCAACAAAGAACGCCGCUUCGCACGCGAGAAACAAAAAGGCGCUGUCCGCGGUACUACAGGCGACUCACCAGCCGAUGGCGGGAAACCAGCCGGUACGCAGCGCAAGUGCGCGAAUUGUGGACAGGUUGGGCAUAUUAAGACUAAUAAGAAGCUAUGUCCCCUUCUCAACGGUACGAUGAAGCCGGAAGAUCGGGUUGCGGAUUCGGCUUUUGCGAUGGGUGCUCCUCCUGCUAUUUAA